This is a messenger RNA of Aspergillus uvarum CBS 121591, 1521 nucleotides long. RefSeq names its product glycoside hydrolase family protein. NCBI's taxonomy places the organism in Eukaryota, Fungi, Ascomycota, Eurotiomycetes, Eurotiales, Aspergillaceae. Bases 180 to 1229 code for a protein of 349 amino acids. Gene Ontology annotation, biological process: fungal-type cell wall polysaccharide metabolic process. The record is from RefSeq and is a predicted model, not a curated record. Gene Ontology annotation, cellular component: fungal-type cell wall. The transcript has a single exon.
AUUGAAUUCCUCAUUUAUUCAUUCAUUCAUUGUUCGAAUCGCGUGCUGUGCACCUAGUCUUUCCUUCUACUGCUUCAGGUCAUUCAUUUGUCCCAAGACAGUCUUUUCUCAUCGCUACAUCUCAUCCGAGAACCCAUUCAUUCAAAUCCUUUCGACCCUGUCCGAUCAUUGUCCGCAAGAUGCCCUCUUUCGCCCGUAUUCUGACCGCUGGCCUGCUCGCUGCUUCGGCUGUUGCCUUCCCGGUCCAAACUCGGAGAACCAGCCUGCAGAAGCGCUCUACCGGCAAGCGCGGUGCUGCGUACAAUGAUGCUACCCUGGUGAGCACCCUGACCACCGACGAGGCUGGUACCGUGUCGUGGUCGUACAACUGGGGCAGCUCUAUGGGAGGCGACAUGCCCUCCAACGUGGAAUACGUCCCCAUGCUCUGGGGCUCUGGCUCUGACUAUGUCGAUGGCUGGACCGACGCGGUCGAGACUGCACUCUCGUCGGGCAGUUUGUACAUCCUUGGCUUCAACGAGCCCGACAUGUCUUCGCAGGCUGACAUGACCGCUGCCACCGCGGCGGAACUCUACGCCGAGUACAUCACCCCCUACGCCAACAGCGCCAAGCUGGUCAGUCCCGCCGUGACUUCUUCCACUAGCAGCGGCGAGGGACUGGACUGGUUCAAGAGCUUCAUGAGCGACUGCUCAAGCUGCAACAUCUCCGCGCUCGCCGUGCACUGGUACGGCGACUCCGUGGACGAACUCAAGACCUUUGUCAACGAAGCCAUCGAGGCCGCCGCCGAAUACGACAUCUCCGAGGUCUGGCUCACCGAAUUCGGCCUGAGCGCCGACACCAGCGGUGUCUCCGACACCGACACCACCGUGAGCUUCCUCGAUGAGGCGGUCUCCUGGCUCGACUCCCAGUCUUCUGUGACGCGCUACGCCUUCUUCUACUGCGCCAAUAACUACAUGUUCACCGAUGAUGCCGUCAACUCCGUGGGUGAUGUGUAUGUGUCGAGCUCGUCCUCCUCCACUUCGACUUCAACCUCUUCCUCUUCUGCCUCGUCUACUUCGUCGUCAGCGUCGUCGGCCUCCUCUUCGGCCGCUUCUUCGUCGUCCUCUUACGAGUCUUCGUCUUCCUUCUCAGCCUCCAGCUCCUCGUCGUCGGAGUCCUCUUCCUCCGACUCCUUCACAUUCAGCGUGGACUCUAAGAUCGCGCUGUUGCCCCCCGUGCAGCACUCCAACUAGGCUACAUGCAUGUCGCGUCGGUAGAUGUGAUAACCAUACCAUAGAUCUCAUAGUUUGAAUACAUACUUUUCAUUCGAUUAUUUCGUCCGUUCCUCUCUUUCUUUCUUUCUUUCUUUCUUUCUUUCUUUCUUUCUUUCUUUCUUUCUUUCUUUCUUUCUUUCUUUCUUCCUUUCUUCCUUUCUUCCUUUCUUUUCUUCUCUUUUUCUUUUCUUUUUCUUUCUUUCCCUUUUCUGCGUUUCCCUUCACCGGUUCUCCAGGGUAUAAAGACCAAUAAAAAUUGCUUCGACGUCCC